AUGGAUGAUGUUCGUUGGUUAGAAGCGUGCAGACGGAGAGGACAUCUGAACGAGUCCCAUCUGUCCAGGUGGAUAUCAGUCAGAAACGAACAGAUUAGAGUAAGUUGCCCAUGUUUUUGCAAGCUUUUUUAGUCGUCAGCCUUUAUUUUAUCCUUGGUCCCGGCGCUCUCCUUGAUCAACCUGUUAUUAUGUAUAAUUCUGCUCACAUUAAUUGUCAUUGCAUUGCGUAACCCGUCGGUUAAAUUACGGACAUACUCGUAGGUUUUGCUAAUACAAUCUAGUAAUGGGUUAGAUUUAUUUCCAACCAGCUUUUUGUGGAUGUGGUUGCAUCAUUGAUCAGUUUGAUCGUUGGAUUUACGGCAGAAAUCAAAGAGUCCUUCGAUUCUCUCCUCUUCCUGGCGUUAUUUGUCGUCGUAUUUCCAUUGACUUCAAUCGGACUGAUUCAAAUCUUGAGCAGCAUCCAUGACUAUGUAAGUUUUUGUAUUCACAGUUAAAUCUCCUUUAGGCCAGAAACGAAUUCUCCGCCUUUUACAACAAAUUUCGAGUGGAAUAUGUGGUUCUUUUAAAUGUGGGUGUAUGGUUCAUCUCUGGAGCAAUUUUAAUUCUGUUCUCGCCAAUCUUCUUCAUCCUUGAUCUCGAUCAAAACAAAAGUAAUUCAAAUAUCAGAUUAUCUUCAACGAAACCCUUCCAGAUUGCGAUUUCUUUUCCUGUCGCUCUCCAUUACUCGCCGUUUUCUUGUUAGUUACUCUUUGUGUUUGCUUAGGAAAUGUGACUAUGUAUUUCUCAGUGCUGAAGCGACUACGGAAACAGGAAAACAUUCAACGGUAAUAUUAAAUAUAUUAACUAAAACUGCGGAGUAUUAUUUUUAGCGAGACUAAUGAUGCUCCCAUUGCAAAACAAUGUCUUCAAAGUCACAAAAAGUCCGAAAGCACAGUCAUCCUGUAUACCGUGACUGCUUGUUUUACCAUUGGAGUCUUCGUUUUCCUCUCUAAAUUCCUUCUUGAGAUAUAUCAACUCAGAAAACUACAUUCAGAUUGCAAAAUGGGGAUGCGACUGGCGCUUAUCGAUAAUAUCCAAAUCUCAAGCACAAUAAUCCUCAUUUUGUGGACCUUGAGAACAUCAGUAAACACUAUAUUUGUAUUAACGGCUGACUACUUAAACUUACUGUGGUUUAUGUACAGAAAUGACACUGUGGACUCGUGGACUGACGAUCAAGAUGUCAUCAAGAAGGUUAGGAUCAAGAAUGUAUUCCCUUUCUCAGUAUGA
This is a messenger RNA of Bursaphelenchus xylophilus (pine wood nematode), 1266 nucleotides long. The record is from the annotation of a GenBank genome assembly. NCBI's taxonomy places the organism in Eukaryota, Metazoa, Nematoda, Chromadorea, Rhabditida, Aphelenchoididae.